This is a messenger RNA of Drosophila santomea, 3349 nucleotides long. RefSeq lists its product as uncharacterized. The coding region runs from base 202 to 2049 and encodes 615 amino acids. NCBI's taxonomy places the organism in Eukaryota, Metazoa, Arthropoda, Insecta, Diptera, Drosophilidae. The record is from RefSeq and is a predicted model, not a curated record. The transcript is spliced from 6 exons. Gene Ontology annotation, cellular component: ribonucleoprotein complex. Gene Ontology annotation, molecular function: RNA binding.
UACAAAAUAAUUGUUUUCAUCGCGAACUGCCAGUGCGCUGUGCAAGUGAUGCACAAAACUGGUUAAAUAAAGCACAAAACGAACGGGUAUAAGCGGCAAGGUGGGCGCAUCGAGACAAAGAGGGCGUGGCGAAUCGGCGAAUAUAGCACCAACCAAUCCCUAGAAGGUGCGACGUACGCGUAAUAUGCAAAAAUCGCUACCAUGAAAAAGGCCAAGGGAUCAAGCUCCCUUGGAACGAAGGGAUCAUCAUCCCGGAGACUAUCUUCUUCGGCUGUGGUGGUGUCCAAGGAGUCCGGGGGAUCUGCAGAGUCGGCAGCGCUGAAGCAGGACGGCAAGGAGCAGCUGCCGGAGCGGAAGGACUCGCUGGCAGCCAAGGAAUCUAUGAAAAUAGAUCCCUCGAGCAAUCAGCCAUUGAAGAAGGUUGAGCCAUUGAAAGAUGAACUUAACCAAGCCGAGUGCACUGCCAUCUCAUCCAUCCCAGCAAUUGAGAAGCUACGCCGCUUCUGCUUUAUUGGCUCCACGGACGAGCCCGUCUACGCCACGCCCGCACUGGACCUUGCUGUCGAGAACAACUUCGCAUCGCUGAAGGAACUCUGCGCCCAAGUGAGCGAAGCCGAGAUGGCCGAGUGCUUGGCGAGUGUUUUGGGCAGCGGACCGAAUGCGGAGCACCUUCCCCGACCUGACGAGCCGCUCCUCAUCCUGGCUGUUUUCCUUACCACGUGCGACGACGAGAAGGAACGAAAGUUGGUGCGCAAUAGAUUCGCCGACCUGAUCACCAGCGAUUUGGAUCUCCUACUGUUCGUCCAGCUGGUCAAGCGAGUCCAGAAGGUGCUCGAACGUAAAACGCCCUUCAAUCGCACGGUGCGGAAGGCCGUCCUCGAAUGGUAUGGCAAGCAAUCGCUUGACCGCCUUCUCCACAUGUGGUCGGUGGGCGAUGGAAAUCGUUGGCCGUCGCAUCGCGAUCUGCUGCACCGCUGCCAUUAUCGGGAUGCCAAUUUUCGACCGGAAAUCAUUGCUGCCUUAAGGCUGCUCUCAUCUUCUCCAAAGGAGCUCUCGCAGUGGCCCGAUUUUUUAACGCCCUUGAACAGCUUUCGCGACAUCAUUGAGGGUGUAGUAAAGCUUCGACUUCUAACGGAUCCCGGACUAGCUCUUCCCAUUGUGAAGAAGUUGUCGCUGAGCUGGGAGCAUGUGCCAUUGCAGUUGCUUCACGUCCCCGGGCUGGCGAAGUUCCUUAUUCCAAGCAUGAGCUACGAGCAACUCCUUCAAAGUUGGCCACGCCUCUCGCGACUCCAUCACCAGGUGCGCCCCUUUGCUGAGCAAUUGCUGGACGAGAAGAAGCUUAAGGCGGGCAAUGUUCCACCCGUACGUCUGCUGCUGGAGGAUAUGCGUCUGAGGAAGCCCAAAAAGGUGUAUCCAACUUUGGUGCAAAAGGCGAGUUUCCUGCACAGCGUCUACGAGAUAUCCUUUGGCCAGAACAAGGCACUCGGUAGGCGACUGCACAUUACCCUUAAUCUGGAGAAGACCUAUCUGGGCAAAUACCUUUCCGGUCGAUGUCGUUCGCUCAAAUACUUAGAUGCCCUGGUGGCAUUGGCUUUUGGCUAUUUCCGCAGCGACCCCAAGGUGACGGUGGAGUUUUGGCACGAUCGCAGUGGCGAGUUGAAGACGCUGCCCUGGACAAAGGAGAUGACUGUUUCAGAGGCCGCGGCCUGUUGCGAAAAUCAGAAGGUGGGCAAAGUCAGGCAAUCGCUGAAUAGAAUUCUGGCCAGGGCGCUUUUGGAUGAGCAGAACACGUUUGACGUGUUUUUGGUGCUGGUGCCGGGUGCCGCGCGAGGAAAUCCGGAAAAUAAUUCGAAAAGCUUGGCUGCUCUAAUGGACAAGUAUCGCGAAAAGCGAAGCUCUAAUGCUAAAUUCAUUGUGGUGAGCCUGCGGCAGCAUCAACGCUCCAUGAUGUAUUCCGGCGGACGAAACGAGAACUUGUUAGAGUUGUGCAGCCUCGAUAAGCACACUCCGCGUUUGAUUAACGCAUUUGUCCGCAGGAAGUUCUACUAGACGGUGAGCCGCACUUCGAAUAACCGACGACCCAUUUAAUCGCACAGCUGCAGGCACAAAGCAGUUCCAUUUGUUGAAGGACGAUGGCCAUCGGUUAGUUGCCAUCGGCCAUCUCUCUCGCUUUCAUAGACGCUAGGGCGCUCGGUCCUCUCACUCCCGUUUCGAAUAGCUUUCGUGUAACAUAUAUAGAUAGGCCCUUGGUGCGUAAUCGUUGUAGAGCCAGGCCAACUCAAUGCUACAUUCAUACUUACGUAUUAAUAAUGAUAAUAUUUGCAUCCCGGAAUCCAGAAUUGCAAUCGGGUUAGUAAGAUAUUUUUAUCGCUCGUUUUGUGUAUUGACAUUUGUAUUCGUAUUUGUAAUUUGUACUAGAUUUGGUGGAUUAAUUUUUUGAAAUCAAACUGAAUCAACUGAACUGAACUCAAUCUAAAUUCAAUUUGGAUUUAAAACAAUCUCAAUGAAAUCGCAAGCGCAAACAACAAACAAAAAACAAAAACAAAAUACAGACAAAAACAACAAACAAAUUGCCUUACAAACAAAAAUGUUAGUAAAACUUUCAUUUUAGUUUAGACUUUUUCAAAAAUUGAAUACUGGAACUGAAACACAAUUUAUGGCAUUUAGAUAAAGUUAAAGUUAAAUGUAAACUAAUCGUAUGGCCUAUGUAUUGAAUAUUAAUCUAACGUAACUUUAAAAUAGUCCAAGUCAAAGCAAUAAUCACCAAUCACUAAGCAAAUCCAGUUAUAGCCUCAGAUCGAUUAUAAAUUUAUGUUGUGCUCGAAUAGAAUCGAAUUAAAUUAGCUAAAUAGUUGAAACGCGUACAAGGCAACAGAUUGAACGAAUAGAAAACAAAACUCCCAAUGUGCCAUACACAACCCACGACCCACAAAACACAUUCACCCCAUACACUUGACCAGUAUACAUAUUUAUGAGGAUUGUGCAAAAAUGCCGAACCGAAACCAUAUAGAGAACAAUAACGAAACGACGAGCAAACGCUACCAAUUUGACUAAAAUUAGUUAAGUGAAAUUAUACUCAAAUUACAAUUAAAUUACAUUUACUUGUAUAGAAAACAAAGCAACCAAUUUGGAAGAUAAGCAACCAAAAGCCAACUGAAAAUAGGACAAUUGAAAACGAAAAUUAACUAACCGGAAAUCGAAAGGACAAAAAAGAAAAUAGGAAAUAUUUCCACGGACAUUUCUAACCAAAUGUUUCCACACGCGUCUGUGAAGUAAACCGUUGUGAUCGCUUUAGAUUUUGAUUUAAACAAAAUAAAUACAAAUACAAAACUACAAACUACUAAAUACU